Rhodotorula graminis WP1 is the source of this 2263-nucleotide messenger RNA. RefSeq lists its product as uncharacterized. Gene Ontology annotation, cellular component: peroxisomal matrix. NCBI's taxonomy places the organism in Eukaryota, Fungi, Basidiomycota, Microbotryomycetes, Sporidiobolales, Sporidiobolaceae. Gene Ontology annotation, molecular function: ATP hydrolysis activity; ATP-dependent peptidase activity; ATP binding. The coding region runs from base 203 to 2206 and encodes 667 amino acids. The transcript is spliced from 10 exons. The record is from RefSeq and is a predicted model, not a curated record. Gene Ontology annotation, biological process: protein processing; protein catabolic process; protein targeting to peroxisome.
CCCCGUCCACUCGACGUCGGGCCUCACCCACGCCGACAAGGUCGCCCUCCUCGGCGUCCUCCCCGCCGCGCAGCGCAUCGAGAGAGGCCUCGAGGUCCUCGGCCGCGCCGACGAGGCGCUCAAGCUCGCCGGCCGCAUCGAGGGCCGCGUCGAGGAGGGCCAGAAGCGCCGACAGCGCGAGUGGGCCCUGCUCCAGCAGCUCAUGGCCAUCCGCCAGGAGCUCGAGCAGCUCGCCAAGGAGGAGGGCCGGCCCUCGCCCCUCUCGAUCAUCGGCUCGGGCGCCGCCGGCGGCAAAGGGCCCGCCGCCGCAGGGCGCAAAGCGCUCGGUGCGCCGGCUCCGGCCGGCGAUGCAGACGAGGACGAGGACGACCUUGCCGAGCUCGAGCGCCGCGUCGCCGCCAAGAGCUUCUCGCCCGAGGCCAAACGGGUCGCAGAACGCGAGCUCAAGCGUCUCAAGAAGACGCCGCCGCAGGGCGCAGAGCACGGCGUCAUCCGCAACUACAUCGACACGCUCCUGUCGGUACCCUGGACGUCGACCGAGGCGACGCCGCUCGAGUUGUCGAGCUCGUUCGUCGCCGACGCGCGCAAGAAACUCGACGACGACCACUUUGGCCUCGACAAGAUCAAGAAGCGCCUCAUCGAGUGGCUCGCCGUCCUGCGCCUUCAGCGCGAGCAGCACGCGUCGAACAUCGACCCGUCGCCCACCUCGCCGAGCGAGACCUCUAUCGCACCUUUCGACCCGACCGCCGCCGCCGACUCGACACCCGCACCGGCGUCGCCAAGUGCGAGCGCGCCCACCGCUUCGCCGUACCGAGCGCCGAUCCUCCUCCUUCACGGUCCGCCUGGCACGGGCAAGACGAGCAUCGCGCGCUCGCUAGCCGAGGCCAUGGGCCGCAAGUUCGUCCGCAUCUCGCUCGGCGGCGUCCGGGACGAGGCCGAGAUCCGGGGUCAUCGCCGCACGUACGUCGGCGCCAUGCCGGGCAAGAUCGUCGCCGCGUUGCGCAAGGCGGGCGUCAGCAACCCGGUCGUGCUCCUCGACGAGGUCGACAAGAUUGGGCACGCGAGCCACCACGGCGACCCGAACGCGGCCCUUCUCGAGGUGCUCGAUCCGGAGCAAAACAACUCGUUCGAGGACCACUAUCUCGGCGUACCGCUCGACCUGUCGCAGGUCCUCUUCAUCGCGACGGCAAACUCGCUCGACACGAUCCCGGAGCCGCUCUACGACCGCAUGGAGGCCAUCGAGCUCAGUGGCUACGUUCACGCCGAGAAGCUCCACAUCGCCCGCCAGUCGCUUCUCCCCAAGCAGCUGCGCGCUAACGCGCUCGAGUCGUCGCAACUCUCGAUGUCGGACGCCGUCCUCUUGCGCCUCGUGACGGCAUACACGCGCGAGGCCGGCGUUCGCUCGCUCGAGCGCGCGGUCGGGUCCGUCUGCCGGGCAAAGGCGGUCGAGCUCGCCGAGUCGGACGGCGGCGAGGGCGACAGCGCCCGCAAGACGGGCUACGUCGCCGAGGUGACCGAGGACGAUCUCGAGCGCAUCCUCGGGCCGCCGAGGUGGGAGGACGACGAGGACGACGGCGCGAGGGUCGGCGUCGCGACCGGGCUCGCGUACCAGGGCAGCGGGAACGGCGGCAUCUUGCACAUCGAGACGACGCACACGCCGGGCACGGGCACCUUCUCGCUCACGGGCCAGCUCGGGAGCGUCAUUUCCGAGUCGGCGCACGUCGCUCUCGCGUGGGUCAAGGCGCACGCGUACGAGCUCGGCAUCGCCGCCGACCGCGACUCGAACGCGUUCGCCAAGCUCGACCUGCACCUGCACCUGCCCGCCGGUUCGAUCAAGAAGGACGGACCGAGUGCCGGCGUCGCGCUCGUCGUCGCCAUCGUGUCCCUCAUGCGCGGCAUUCCGCCUCGGGCGCACACGGCCAUGACGGGCGAGGUGACGCUCCGAGGACUCGUCACGCCGGUCGGCGGCAUCAAGGAGAAGAUUCUCGCCGCCCAUCGCGCCGGGAUCACUCGCGCCAUCCUGCCCCUGCCCAACAAGCGCGACGUCGACGCCGAUCUCCCCGCCCAGGUGCGCGCCGAGGUCGAAUUCAUCUACGUGCGCACCGUCGACGAGGCGCUCGACGCGGCGUUCGAGGGCGGCCUUGGGUCGCUCGCGAGGACAAAGGGUGACGAGGCGGGCGGGUGGGAGGUGCAGAGCCACUUGUAGAGAAGCGCGAGCGAGUUUUUCGAGUCCGAAACCCUGUCGCCGUUCCCUCUGUCACUC